AUGGCAGCACUGCUUGGGCAUGGGCAUAGCAUGUCUGAAUCGGGCAUUGGUCGGGAUUACAUCACAGGUCUUUACAGUGAACCCCCUCGAAGGCCUCCUCCAUCACCGCCAACGUCGUCUCACAGAUUUGGGCAUUCACGAGGGACAUCACUCCCACCUUUAGUAAUCCCGAACAAUGGAUCUCCAACACCGAGGCCCCUUUCUGUCCGACCGCAUGAACCUCAGACCGCCGCAUUCCUGAACUUUUCACUCCCACGGCCUGUUGCUUGUAGAAAGACAUCAAGCAUCUACAGCAGUGCAUCCAAGUCAACACAUAGUUCGAUGCCUACCACAAACUCAACACAUAACGACAACAAGUUUCUCUCACCAAACGCUUGCUUGGUGCCCCCACCUCCUCCAAAGUCACCACGACGGCCCUCGAUGUCCGGGGCAGACCAAAUAUCCCUUCCUCUACCAACACCAACACGACCUCUAUCAUGCGGGUCAGACCCAUCACGAUCACGGCCCUUAUCAUCAGGAUCCGACCAAGUCCCAGAACUAGAACCAGACAUCCACAAUGACGAUGUCAGCAGUUUAUCAGACGCGGACGAAACCCCUCCACCGCCUAACUACGCGCCUCCCUCACCACCCUCACCACCCUCACCACCACCCCGAUCACCGCUCCGUCCUCUAUCCAUGGAAUCCUAUCACUCCUUAACACCCCAACUCCCAGCCCCCUCGCCAAAAUCCCAACUACACCGAUCUCACUUCUACCCCGGAAAGCGCAACCCGCCAGCACGCAUCAACUUCCGCCUCUCGCAGGGUUACUACCAUAAGAGCAGCAAGAGCACCCCCAACCUCCGACGACAGUCAGACGAUUCGACGGGGUCAGCAGAGGAAGGAGAAAGUGACACCAUUACCAUUGGCAAACGGCAACCAAAGACUUACAACCUCGACGCCCUUAAUCGGUUAAUGAGCCCUUCCGAUCUAGACCUGGACAACCCCACGGCCCGCGAAUGUGGCAAAGCCGAAGCUGACGCAUUCUCAGAGUUGAUUGGAAUCAUCGAUCGGUAUAACGCCAAGGAGGGCGGGCCGCCGCCUGUGCCGGGACGGUUGCCGAGACGGGUGUCAUCGUUGAAUGUGCGGGUGGCGACGCCGGUUAUUGAUCCGGUGGAGGAGCAGAAGGAGCUCGGGGAGAAGGGACUGAAGAAGUUGAGUCCGACGGAGUAUGCAGCGGAGGUGGAGGGGGUUUGGGGGAGUUAUUUUGAUGAGGAUACUCCUGUUUGA
Molecule: messenger RNA, 1266 nt
Organism: Sordaria macrospora k-hell
Lineage: Eukaryota; Fungi; Ascomycota; Sordariomycetes; Sordariales; Sordariaceae
Source: RefSeq, a predicted model, not a curated record